Moneuplotes crassus is the source of this 810-nucleotide messenger RNA. The record is from the annotation of a GenBank genome assembly. NCBI's taxonomy places the organism in Eukaryota, Ciliophora, Spirotrichea, Euplotida, Euplotidae.
AUGGAGAAAAAUUAUUCUUUAGACCAAAAGGUUGAAGGUAUGGCAAAGGAGAAAGAUGAGGGUGUGAGUAUGAUGAGUAGAGGGAAAGCCUCUUCUCCUGAAAAUAUUGAUUCUAACUUGGAUAAUGACCUUGAAACGAUAGACAUAGAAUUCAUAGAUGAUAAAAAAAAAAUUGAUACUCAAAACUCAGCAUACUUAUUUAAGGCAAUUCCAAUCUGUUCUUCAUUUGAAGAAAACAAAUCCACACCAACCUUAGCUUAUGAAUUUGAAACAAAGAUCUGUAAGGCAGUCGGUCAAAGCAUGUUUAAUUGAAGUGCAAUACCAGACUCAGACAGAAAUGAGCUUGACGCUUUAGUGUGAGAUGUACAAAAAGGAAACAAUGAAAAAGUUUUAGUAAACGAGGGAUACUGUUUCUCUAAAACAUGGAGGGUUUGAAACAUCGGUCUCAAAUCAUGGCCCAAAUUAACAAAGCUUAUCUGAACAUUUCCAGGUUUAAAAUACAAAAACAUAAGCUUGACUUCUCCGAUUUCUAAAUAACAAGAUCGUUGAUAUCACUGUUGUUUUUGAAGUGCCAAAUCCUGGCCCUUAUGCUUCAAUGAAAGAUCCUGAGAACCCUAUUCUUACUUUGAAUUUCAACUUAAUAACGCCUACUGAUUAUAUAUAAUUGGUCCUCCGUUGAUAUUAUACCUUCAUUACAAUGAAGAAUUUUUCACUGCCAUACUGAAUGCCGAUCACGAUCCCAGAAAAUUCCUAUUUCUUACAAAAAUCAACACCGUGUGUAACCUCAAUAGAAUGCUAAAACUUGAUUAA